Messenger RNA from Nelumbo nucifera (sacred lotus), 1394 nucleotides. RefSeq names its product ubiquitin-conjugating enzyme E2 enzyme activator PEX22-like. Lineage: Eukaryota; Viridiplantae; Streptophyta; Magnoliopsida; Proteales; Nelumbonaceae. Gene Ontology annotation, biological process: peroxisome organization. The record is from RefSeq and is a predicted model, not a curated record.
AAAAUGGUCUGUGAUUUCCAGCAACAGAAUGAAGAACUACUAAAAAGUCCUUCCAACUGAGCCAGGGGUCCUCUCUCUCUCUCUCUCUCCAUUGUUGAAGGGUUCCUCCCGCGAAAUCCACCACAAACGAACGGCUUCGCUGAUUUGAUUAUGUCAGGCUUUGAUCUCUAGAGAGUACGAGAAGGAAAGACAACGACAAGACUCCGUUCUCGAAGUUCCUUCGGCGAUGGGCAACGACUCAUCCAAAGAAGAGUUGGUCCAGUUGCUCAAGAGAUUCGGCGCCUAUCUCACCGUCAAGAUGUCCAAUCUCUUCUCGAUCUCCUUCGACAAUCUGAAUUCUCGUUCUCUUGGGGCUCUUGCUGGGCUUGCUAUUGCAAUAGUAUUUACCUGGAGAUUGUUCAGAACUCCACCCAGGCAUCAAAGAAGACAACCUAAGCGGCUGGCUCCUACACCUAGUACUUCGGGUGUGAAUACUCAUUCAGAUGGAGCUCCAGUUUCUCCCGGAAUUUGUUCUUCAGAGGAUUCAAGAGCUCAGAAUGUGAUUGAUGAGUUCUUUCAACCAGUAAAGCCAACGCUAGGACAAAUAGUAAGGCAAAAGUUGAGUGAGGGAAGGAAGGUGACAUGUCGGUUGCUUGGUGUAAUUCUUGAGGAGAGUAGUCCAGAGGAGCUCCAGAAACAAGCAACAGUGAGAUCUUCUGUUCUGGAAGUACUAUUAGAGAUCACAAAAUUCUGUGAUAUUUAUCUCAUGGAAAGAAUAUUGGAUGAUGAAAGUGGGGAAAAGGUUCUUUUAGCCUUAGAAAAUGCUGGAGUUUUCACUUCUGGUGGUUUAAUCAAAGAUAAGGUUCUCUUCUGUAGCACAGAGAAUGGACGAUCAUCUUUUGUUCGGCAACUUGAACCAGAUUGGCAUAUUGAUACAAAUCCUGAGAUCAUCUUCCAGUUGGCAAGGUUCAUCAAAUUUCAGCUUCACAUCUCUCCUAACAGAUCUGAAUGUACUGCUUCUAAUGUGUUCUGUUCACCAACCUUGGAGCAGUUUUUUGGAUUUCCAGAUAGAAAUUAAUUCACCACUGCCUCCUAUGCGCAACAUGAUAUGGCGAGGAACAGAGGAUUACCCAUUUGAUCUUGCCUGUUGCUCAAGAUAGUUAAAGAAUUCAAGCCAUUGCUCAAGCCAUGUUGACUGGUCGUCAUUUGUCAAGUGAUGGAACCACAAGCUGAUUCCCGUUAUUUUCUGGGAGGAGGAUGUGGUUUUCCUUGUUGAAAAUUUUGUGCAUUAGAUUGCUUAUCUGAACUCGGAAGAGUUAUCCAUGAAAAUUUCUGAACUAGUUAAUAACUUUUCUAUGCAGUAUUUGUUACUCGAGUAUGCAAUUAUGGUGACUUGAGCUCAUUUGGUAUCCAUA